AGCGAUCACAACAAAUUUAAAAUAACAUAUUUCGGAUUAUUUUCAAAACAAAUUUCUUCAUUUCUUCCACAAUUUCUUUGAAAUAUUCAGCUUUGGCCAAUCGAAUGCGCGGAAAUCCACAAAUUAGUGAAGAGUAGUGAGUAGAGAGAGAUAGAGAGAGAGCGGCGUAUAGUGCUGAAAAUUUAGACAAUUCCAUGGCAUGUACGAACGAGGAUAAAGUCUUUGCUGUGGCCUACGCUAGUGCGGCUUUUUGGUGUUUUUGCGUGCUGUGGCAUUCAUUUGUCCUGAUUUUGCUUGCGAAAAUGGACACCACACAACCGGUGCGCUGCGAUACGGCUUUGAUAAGAUUUUUAAAAGGAACAUCAAUUUCCUUCCACUACAAUUCGCUCGUUGGCGAUUUUUUGCGCGCUGGAGCCACGCUUAUCCUACUCAAAGCGCUUUGGGAAAAUAACAUCAAUUUGCUUGAGAAUUUCAUGCGCUACAAAUUCUUAGAAGUAUUUCUCCUCCUAAUUCUAUUUGCGAGCAGAUGCUUCAGGGAUGAGUCGGGUGUAAUUGUAAAGACCUAUUAUGUGAUGUCGCUUGGUAUGUCAAGAUUAAAUUAAGAAAUAUAUGAAUAGUUAGAUAUACAGUUCUGGAUAUCGCGGUCUUAUAUGUCACACACGACUACUAUUGCGAACAUUUGACCAGUAAGUGAG
Molecule: messenger RNA, 695 nt
Organism: Anastrepha ludens (Mexican fruit fly)
Lineage: Eukaryota; Metazoa; Arthropoda; Insecta; Diptera; Tephritidae
Exons: 4
Coding region: 195-602 (135 amino acids)
Source: RefSeq, a predicted model, not a curated record